Messenger RNA from Dentiscutata heterogama, 189 nucleotides. The record is from the annotation of a GenBank genome assembly. NCBI's taxonomy places the organism in Eukaryota, Fungi, Glomeromycota, Glomeromycetes, Diversisporales, Gigasporaceae.
UAUUCAAUGAUCCAAACGAUGCAUUGCCUCCGCCUCCACCGCCGUCUACAACUGGGAGCCAGCCAGAGUCGUGGCUGAUUGAUUUAGGAGAUUCUGAGCCUCAACAAGGUCAAAUCCAAAUUCCCGGAGAUCUGAUCGAUACAGCUGGUGGAUCCUCUAAUAAUAAUAAUAAAGACCAACCAAAGACAG